Molecule: messenger RNA, 2050 nt
Organism: Carcharodon carcharias (great white shark)
Lineage: Eukaryota; Metazoa; Chordata; Chondrichthyes; Lamniformes; Lamnidae
Gene: ugp2b
Product: UDP-glucose pyrophosphorylase 2b
Exons: 10
Coding region: 130-1656 (508 amino acids)
Biological process (GO): UDP-alpha-D-glucose metabolic process; glycogen metabolic process
Cellular component (GO): cytoplasm
Molecular function (GO): UTP:glucose-1-phosphate uridylyltransferase activity
Source: RefSeq, a predicted model, not a curated record
CGCGCUGUGUGGGUGCGCGCAGGGAGCGGGCACCCGCGCUGGGGGCGGAGCCGAUUCUGCUACCACUGCCUGCCCGACAGCAUCAAACUGGGGGCUGAGUGAACGAGAGUCAGCCGGGGCCUCGACACAAUGUGGGCAGGUGCUUCUAUAGCCCCACAUUUUGCCACAACCAUGUCAGGAACUGUGACAUCCCAGUUUGAGUGCCAGGAGCUGGAGAGCACCAUGGCGAAGGAGCUCAAUCAGUUACUGGAAACUGCUACAAGAAGUGAGCAAGAACAAAUGAAGAAUGAUAUCGAGGGAUUCCAGAAACUCUUUCGCAGCUUACUGGAGAGGAAAGGUCCUUCAGUAGAAUGGGAGAAGAUCCAAAAAGCACCUGAAGAUUCUAUUCAGUCAUAUGAUAAAAUACAGGUCCGAGGGUUGUCGAAUGAUGUGUCUUCACUUCUAAGUAAACUAGUGGUGGUCAAGCUGAAUGGAGGACUUGGCACUAGCAUGGGCUGCAAAGGCCCCAAAAGCCUGAUCAGUGUACGCAAUGAGAAUACCUUCCUGGACCUCACAGUUCUGCAGAUCGAGCAUUUGAACAAAACUUAUCACGCUGAUGUCCCCUUGGUCUUGAUGAACUCAUUCAACACCGAUGAGGAUACUAAGAAGAUAUUACAGAAGUACAGGCAAUCUCAAGUGAAGAUUCAUACCUUUAAUCAAAGCAGGUAUCCCCGGAUUGAUAAAGAAUCCUUGCUUCCUAUAGCUAAGGGUUUAUCUCUCUCUGAGGAGAGUGCAGAGGCCUGGUAUCCACCAGGUCAUGGAGACAUCUAUACCAGCUUCUACAAUUCCGGUUUAUUGCGUACCUUUCUGCAAGACGGGAAAGACUAUAUUUUUGUGUCUAACAUUGAUAAUCUUGGAGCAACGGUUGAUCUGAAUAUACUCCAUCAUCUUUUGAAUCCACCAAAUGGAAAACAAUGUGAGUUUCUUAUGGAAGUAACUGACAAGACCAGAGCCGAUGUUAAGGGGGGUACCCUUAUUCAAUAUGAUGGUAAACUGAGAUUGUUGGAAAUAGCUCAAGUGCCAAAAACACAUGUUGAUGAGUUUAAAUCGGUCACCAAGUUCAAGAUCUUCAACACCAAUAACCUAUGGAUUUCUUUGACUGCAAUUGAAAGGCUACAAAAGCAAAAUGCUAUUAACAUGGAAAUCAUUUUAAACCCAAAGAUAUUGGGUGAUGGCCGAAAUGUAAUUCAACUUGAGACAGCCGUUGGUGCUGCCAUUAAGUGUUUUGAAAAUGCCCUGGGUAUUAAUGUGCCACGCAGCCGAUUCUUGCCUGUCAAGACCACCUCUGACUUGAUGUUAGUGAUGUCCAACCUGUACAGCCUUCAUGCAGGAUCCCUGACAAUGAGUGACAAAAGAGAAUUCCGAACUGUGCCUUUGGUCAAGUUGGGCAGUUCCUUUACUAAGGUACAAGAUUACCUGAAGAGGUUGGAGAGUAUACCAGAUAUACUGGAAUUGGAUCACCUUACUGUUUCAGGCGAUGUUACUUUUGGGAAGCAUGUUAUUUUGAAGGGAACGGUUAUAAUUAUUGCAAAUCAUGGGGAUAGAAUUGACAUACCUCCAGGUGCUGUACUGGAAAAUAAGAUUGUUUCGGGUAAUCUGCGGAUCCUGGACCACUAGAAGGAAGAUUUGCGGUUCUAACUGGUUGAAAGUGCUUUAUUUUAUCAUGUGAUGGGUUGCACAGUAAUGUGAUUCAUAAAUAAUUUUAUGUGCUAACUUUGGGUGUGAGAAGACUUGCCUCUUCCAGGUAGCUGUUAAAAUUGUUGCCAGCUUUUUGUGGAGAUUUUAAAACCAUGUCCUAUAGAAAGUGAGUGUUUGCAUUUAUAUACCCCAACGUUGAAAUGUGGCUUUAACUUUGUUCUUUCAACAACACUAUAAAUUCAACCCUGUUCUUAAAAAUAACUCAGCCUUGUGAUAAAUUGUUUCCAGCACUCAAAUGGUUAAAGUUCUAUGUUCAGAGCUAGUGCCUAUUUUACACUGAACCUUUGAACUGUAAUAAAGUGCAAUGUGAAAA